Corythoichthys intestinalis (scribbled pipefish) is the source of this 1881-nucleotide messenger RNA. Its product is annotated as desmin-like. Gene Ontology annotation, biological process: intermediate filament organization; skeletal muscle organ development. Gene Ontology annotation, cellular component: intermediate filament; cell-cell junction; cytoplasm. Bases 85 to 1500 code for a protein of 471 amino acids. The transcript is spliced from 10 exons. Gene Ontology annotation, molecular function: structural constituent of cytoskeleton. NCBI's taxonomy places the organism in Eukaryota, Metazoa, Chordata, Actinopteri, Syngnathiformes, Syngnathidae. The record is from RefSeq and is a predicted model, not a curated record.
CUUGGUUCCCCUCCCAUUCACCCAGCGGGUCAGUUGGGUCUUCUCGAGCAGCUCCACCACACCAAAAAAGUCAAGCCUACAGCCAUGAGCAAGUCCUACUCCUCCUCGGCCCAGACGGCCUCAUCUUACCGUCGCACCUUCGGUUCUGGUGUCAGUUCUUCUCCGAUGUCUUCCCUCUUCUCCCCUCACGGAGGAAGCCGCAGCUCCUCGACCCAUACGACUCGAGUGUAUGAGGUGAAAAGCGGUGCGCCUUCCUAUUCCAGCUUCAGAAUGUCCUCUGGUGGCGCCGGCCUGGGUUCCUCCACCGCCGUGCGCACCUACGGCGAGAAACUCGACUUCAACCUUGCUGACGCCAUGAACCAGGACUUCCUCAACACAAGGACCAACGAGAAGGCCGAGCUUCAGCAUCUCAACGACCGUUUUGCCAGCUACAUUGAGAAGGUCCGUUUCCUGGAGCAGCAAAACGCCGCUUUGACGGUAGAGAUCGAGAAGCUCAAGGGCCGCGAAGGACCUGGGCGUGUGGCUGAGAUGUACGAAGAUGAAAUGAGGGAGCUGAGGAGGCAGAUUGAAGCUCUGUCCAACCAGCGUGCUCGUGUGGAGGUGGAGAGAGACAACCUGGCUGAUGACCUCCAGAAGUUGAAGCUCAGACUACAGGAGGAGGUUCACCAGAAGGAAGAAGCUGAGAACAAUCUGUCUGCCUUUAGAGCUGAUGUGGACAAUGCCACCCUGGCCAGGCUGGACCUGGAGAGGCGCAUUGAAAGUCUGCAAGAGGAGAUUGCCUUCCUCAAGAAAAUCCAUGAAGAGGAAAUCCGUGAGCUGCAGAGCCAUAUCCAGGACACUCAGGUGCAGAUCCAGAUGGACAUGUCGAAACCCGACCUGACCGCAGCUCUGAGGGACAUCCGCAUGCAGUAUGAGGCCAUCGCCGCAAAAAACAUCUCAGAGGCUGAGGAUUGGUACAAGUCGAAGGUUUCAGAUCUGAACCAGGCUGUAAGUAAGAACAACGACGCCCUGCGCUCUGCCAAACAAGAAACCAUGGAGUACAGACACCAGAUUCAGUCCUAUACCUGUGAGAUUGACUCACUCAAGGGCACUAAUGAGUCUCUGCUGCGUCAGAUGAGAGAUAUUGAGGACCGCAUGGGUCGCGAGGCUGCCGGUUACCAGGACACUAUUGCGCGUCUGGAGGAGGACAUUGCCAAGAUGAAGGAUGAUAUGGCCCGUCACCUGAGGGAGUAUCAGGACCUGCUCAAUGUUAAAAUGGCUCUGGAUAUUGAAAUCGCCACUUACCGCAAGCUGCUGGAGGGAGAGGAGAGCAGGAUCACCACCUCCAUGCCUGUCCAAACUGCUUAUUCCUCUAUUGGUUUUAGAGAGACCAGUCCUGAGUCUCAGCCUCAGCGUCCUUCCGAGAUGCACUCAAAGAAGACCGUUCUCAUCAAGACCAUCGAGACACGUGAUGGAGAGGUUGUCAGCGAGUCCACACAACACCAGCAAGACAUCAUGUAACCAGGUGGUGAUUCCAUGAAAAAAAAAAAAAUCCACAAUAUGUUGACCAAAAAAAUUAAUAAAGAUGAUAAUAACAAUAAAAAAAAUCUUAGAAAUUUUACCACAGUAGUAUGACAAACCUUGGUCAGAGCGACUGUGGCGGCACAUUUUCCACAUUUUGUUUGUGCAAAUAUGCAUUCGUGCAGCUGGCUAGAGAAUGGCUUGUGUUGAUGUUAGAAGCUGUAGCAGAAGUGGGCGAGAUGGCAGUUAAAAUGUCAAGAAACAUCUCAUAAAAAAGGAACUAAGUCAUGUGUGACAUUAUGAUCUUGGCCUUGUGCCGAGAGCGUGCGAUUGUGUGUGCAUGGGCGACCAUGUGGAGCUGCUUCACUCUGACUAAAAUUU